AGAGUGGAUUCACCUGGCUGCUGCCUGUUGGAGAGAGACCACGCCCACAUGCACACACACAGAACAGACAGGGGGAGAGACACAGGAGGAGCAAUACAGACAGGGGAAACACACAUACACCAGGGAGAAGGCAGGGCUGCCAUGAUGCCAGACACUGGUAAACGGUAUCUGUGUGAAACAACAUCAGGAAGGUGUUGGUGUGAGUUACGAGGAUGCAACCAUCAAAUAAUGGCAGGAAAAUUACACGUCGCAUACCACUUUUCUUAAGACUUGACUUCAGGUGAAAGCAGGGCUGAAACUAGAGAAGUACUAAAGAUUCACAGAGCCGCAGUUAUACAAAACAAACACACUCAGCUCAGUCAAACCAUAUUACCCUGUCUGGUUAGUUUAGACGCUACAAAUUUGUUGGACGACAAAGUACACUGACAGUGCCUAACUGUGGGAUGAAGAAUCAGCCGCCUGCUACAGCUGUUCUGCUGGAUCGAUUUUACCCUUAUUCUCUAUGGCAAGAUGACUCCACCAGCUUCCAAGAAAACACUGUUCGUUGCAACAAUAUCUGCUCUUGGCUUGAUCUGCUGUUUUGUUACAUUCUACAUGUAUCAUGAGUCUCCAUCUUCUGUCUGCCCAUAUGCAUCUCCAUCAGCUGAAGACAAAGAUUAUCAAGAUGUGGAUCCAAAUGAAAAGCCCAUAGUCCUAGUGUGGUUCUGGCCUCUUGGUGUGAAGUUUGAUUUCAAAGAUUGCUCUAAAUACUUCAACAUUGACAGCUGUGUUCUGACCGAUGACAGAUCCCUCUACAGCAAAUCAAAGGGAGUCCUUUUCUUCCACAGAAACAUUAAUUUGGGAAACAUGCCACAGGAGCCACGUCCAAGUUUUCAAAAGUGGAUUUGGUACCAUCUGGAAUCCCCAACGAACACGUGGAAGAUACCAGGUCUGGAAAACCUGUUCAACCUCACACUUUCCUACAGAAGAGAUGCUGACAUCACAGUGAGGUUUGAUCUCACUAUCAGAGAAACAGACAUGACAGAUAACUUUACUCUGCCCAAGAAAGACAACCUGGUGUGUUGGAUUGUUAGCAACAACGACCCAAACACUGGAACAGGUACAAGAGAACAAUAUUAUCGUGAACUGUCCAAGCACAUUAAGAUCGACCUCUUUGGUGCAGCUUUCGGAGGGCGUCUGAGCCUUGAAGAGUACUACCCAACUGUGGCUAGCUGUAAGUUUUACCUCUCAUUUGAGAACUCGCUCCACCGAGACUACUUCACUGAGAAGGUUAAUGGACCGCUUGUGUCAGGGACGGUCCCUGUAGUUUUGGGUCCCCCCAGAGAAAACUAUGAGCAGUUAGUUCCUUCUGACGCCUUCAUUCACAUAAAUGAUUUCCCUGAUGCAAAGUCACUGGCUGAGUAUCUGCUCUUCUUGGACAAGAACGAUGCAGAGUACAUGCGUUACUUUGAGUGGAGGAAGUUCUACUCAGUCACUCCUCAUCUGCUGGGAAUGGCAAAUGAAUUCACUCAGCCCAUCUGUCUCGCCUGUGACUACAUGUCAAGAGACGAAGGCUACAGUGUUGUUCAUGACCUUUAUGGGUGGUACUUUUCAUGAAAAUGGCAAUAGGAAAAUAUAUUGAUGGUUGCCCAAACAUGCACAUUAAUACAUAGAUGAGCAGCUUGGGAAGCCCCUACAAAAAUAGUUUAAAUCUAUUGGAUGUGCUAUCAGGCCAUUUUGCCACACCCAACCCAAAGUUAAAAUCAGUUUGAUAUUUUCCCCAAAAAUCAAAGUGACAUUCGGCCCAUUUACCAUUGAGUUUGUGAACAAUAAAUUGUGGUGACAUCAGCCGAUUGCCAAAGGAAAACUAAGUUCACUGUUGUCUCUUGUAUUGUGUUUUGUAUUGUGCAUUGCUCAGCUUAUCCAGUUGGACCGGUGAGGUGAUAAAGAUGCUUUGAUUCAUCUGCUGUAUCUGUUUAUUCAUUCAUUUGUUAUUAACUUGAUAAAACCAUAAUAACCACAUAUAUAUUGCACAACUUGCAUUGCAGUGACAAUA
Molecule: messenger RNA, 2035 nt
Organism: Acanthopagrus latus (yellowfin seabream)
Lineage: Eukaryota; Metazoa; Chordata; Actinopteri; Spariformes; Sparidae
Product: 4-galactosyl-N-acetylglucosaminide 3-alpha-L-fucosyltransferase 9-like
Exons: 2
Coding region: 511-1596 (361 amino acids)
Cellular component (GO): membrane
Molecular function (GO): alpha-(1->3)-fucosyltransferase activity
Source: RefSeq, a predicted model, not a curated record